UGUCCCCUUCCAGAGCUCUGGGACUUACUCUAGAGAAGCCGCUGAUACAGGAUGUCUGCCUCCAGACCCGUGCCGGGCCACGCCCUGCCGGGCCACGCCCUUACCCGGCUGGCCAGGGAUUGGCUGGCGGAGGACACGCCCGGUUUUGACCCGGCGGGGGUGUGCGUGGGCUCGGGGGAGCUGGAGGCCCGGUUGCUAUGUAAGACGCCCCACACAGUGCUGGCGGGGGGGCCGUUUUUCACCGCCGUGUUCACGGAGGUGGGCUGCUCCGUGGAAUGGAUCUACCAGGAGGGAGACCAGAUCGGCCCGGGGGCGGUGACCCUGGUGGCGGUGGUGCGGGGCCCGGGGCGGGGCCUCCUCCUGGGGGAGCGGCCGGCCCUGAACUGCCUGGCCCGGGCCUCGGGCAUCGCCACGCGCUGCUGCGGGCUGAGGGCCGCGGCCCGGGCCACCGGGUGGCAGGGGGAGGUGGCCGGGACCCGGAAAACCACGCCGGGGUUCAGGCUGGUGGAGAAGUACGCCAUGCUGGUGGGGGGCGUGUCCACGCACAGGAUGGACCUCAGCGGGAUGGUCAUGAUCAAGGAUAACCACGUCUGGGCAUCAGGGAGCAUCACCGAGGCCGUGGCGGCGGCCCGCUCCGUGUGUGGCUUCAGCAGCCGGGUGGAGGUGGAGUGCCGGUCGGUGGAGGAGGGCCGGGAGGCGGCAGCAGCCGGGGCCGACAUCGUCAUGCUGGACAACUUCCACCCACAGGAGCUCCAGGCGGCCGCCCGGACCCUGAAGGUUCAGUUCCCGGGGCUCCUGAUCGAGGCCAGCGGGGGGGUCACCCCGGAGAACCUGGCCGGGUUCUGCGGCCCCCACGUGGACGUGAUCUCCCUGGGGUGCAUCACCCAGGGAUGCCCCGUGGCCGACUUCUCCCUGAAGGUCCACAAGCCGCAGAGCAGAUAAAGACUCGUUGGAAAACAGAGUCAUUUCCAUCCGUGCUCAUUUAUUUACAAUUCAAUAAAAUUGUAUUCCCAUAGCUCCAAAUCCCAACAACAGAGCAGCUCAGACUCUGAGUAUUUACAGGA
This is a messenger RNA of Menidia menidia (Atlantic silverside), 1064 nucleotides long. The record is from the annotation of a GenBank genome assembly. Lineage: Eukaryota; Metazoa; Chordata; Actinopteri; Atheriniformes; Atherinopsidae.